Messenger RNA from Hyalella azteca, 1262 nucleotides. RefSeq lists its product as uncharacterized. The record is from RefSeq and is a predicted model, not a curated record. Bases 1 to 801 code for a protein of 266 amino acids. The transcript has 7 exons. NCBI's taxonomy places the organism in Eukaryota, Metazoa, Arthropoda, Malacostraca, Amphipoda, Hyalellidae.
AUGGACAGGUCAUCUCGUUCCGACGUGUCGUGGCUAAACUCCCCGUCAGACCUGAUGGAGCGUCUAGCUGUUCCUGAAGCAUCUUGUCCUGUAGUCGUCAACACCACGGAGGCUUCUUGUAGCAGAAAGUAUCAAGUGUUAAGAUGUGAAGAAGCAAGCGAAAAUGCCGGUGAUCAGCCAUGUGUUCUUUACGUAGUCACUGACAAAAUUCAAAGCUCGGCUGAAAACUUGUAUGUCACCCAUUGCCAAGUGGAGCAAAUCGUGCUUGGCGUCAACAAGAGUGAAAAUCCUUUUUUGAAGCCGCAUACCAAAUUUGCGAAUUUACCGUUACAUGGCGACGUUCAUCCUCGACAGCGAUAUCUUUCAAUACACAUUUCUAGCGGUUCUCCGAUCUCGAGGGUGAUUCCUCUUCUACUCUCUAGCGGAUUGUUGCUUCUGACAUAUCAAGUUCUCGCAGAGCUUCAUUUGGAUACACGCAAAGAAUCGUUGGCACAGGCCCCUACCUUGCGGAGUUACUGGCGUCAGCUGGAGUCUUUAUCGUCUUUGGGGUUCAAAAGAGUUGGAUUGCUGACAGAUAUCGGUGACUAUCCGAUACAUGCCUUCCAAUUGCAAGAGAAUGAAUCAUGUCAUCAAAACAGGGAAAUGAGCGGAAACGGAAGAAGAAGUGCAGCAAUAAAUGAAUUAGAAUAUGGAGGACAAAGUAACGCUUUGAAAAAGGAGGUAGAAAAAAGUCGUAUUGCUGUUCUUUACGUCUUUGCAUCCAACCCAACCAACUCGAAAGGAAAGAAAUUAUUAGCCUGAAAUCAAUGUGAAAUAGAAAACUUUGAUAAAAUGUGUAGGUAUAUGAUUGUUCAUUAUUAUUUUAGUAUGUUUGGGCUUACGGAGUGCAAAGUUACCAAUCAAUUAUUCUUUAAAACAAUUUUCAUUUUCGAACACAACAAGAUUUAUUUUUUCUUAUGAGUUUUCACAUAAUAAGUCACCCCACAUAUGUACAUCUUUUGUUUACUUCUAAAUUUCGUACCGCCAAAAAUUAAAACAUAGAGUUGUGAAUCUAUCGUAUAUUUUGAACCACGAGUGACGAUGGUCGAAAUUUUUGAGCUUUUUCAAAAUCGAAAUGCACGGCAAAAAAUAGGAAAAAAACAUACAAAUUUUUACUGAUGAAUAUAUAAUUUAUUUAUAGUGUAAUAGUAGUAUAAUAUUUUUCGUCUGUUAUCCACAGUAAUAUACUGGAUGAAUUAGGAAUAUACUGGAUAACUCUGAUA